AUGUCAUUCUUUUCUUUAUUUAUAACGUUGGUUCUUAUAUCUGUUGUUCAUAGUGGAACAAUUCGUGAUAUCAAUAAUGAUAGUUCUUGUGAAACACAUAUUAGUAAGCUUGAUACAUGCAAAGCUAUAAUAAGUUUUUCUGGUGAUUGUUAUUCAAGUACAGUUGAUAUAUCAAAAACUGAAUAUGCAAAAUGUCUAACAAAUUCAUUUUUUUGGUCUUAUCCACUUAAUAAUAUGACAUUAAUUAUUGGAACACAAUUUACUCAACAACAGCAACCCUAUACAAUCUUGAUUGAUAAUGAACAAGUAAUGUCUACUGUUUCACACGUUUAUAGAAUAAUUAAUGAUAAAGAAACAGAAGUAACAACACAAGAAAAAUCCUUAAAACAACAUUCUGAUACAAAUUAUCAAAUUAUACUUAAAUUUCAAGGUCCAACAAAAUUAGGUCGUUAUGGUGUAAACAUUAAUUAUGAAUCUUAUCAAAGACUUUAA
Molecule: messenger RNA, 492 nt
Organism: Adineta steineri
Lineage: Eukaryota; Metazoa; Rotifera; Eurotatoria; Adinetida; Adinetidae
Source: the annotation of a GenBank genome assembly